Messenger RNA from Caenorhabditis remanei, 2130 nucleotides. RefSeq lists its product as uncharacterized. Lineage: Eukaryota; Metazoa; Nematoda; Chromadorea; Rhabditida; Rhabditidae. Gene Ontology annotation, cellular component: cytosol; nucleus. Bases 1 to 2130 code for a protein of 709 amino acids. Gene Ontology annotation, biological process: detection of stimulus involved in sensory perception. Gene Ontology annotation, molecular function: calcium ion binding; manganese ion binding; protein serine/threonine phosphatase activity. The record is from RefSeq and is a predicted model, not a curated record. The transcript is spliced from 8 exons.
AUGGGUUGCGGCCCAUCGAGCGGACGACAAAAUCCGUCUACGGAGUUAAAGAAAUCCACAUCACGAGGUGCCACAUCAUCAACCAACUCGACAAGUCAUAAUCAUAAAAACAAUAAUAACAACAAUAAUUCCACAACGACAUCUGGAACAAAGAAGUCAUCCACGCCAUCAAAUAAACAUCACAGUACAAAGAAGAGUCGGAGAAGUAAUAGCAAGAAGAAUCGAUCACCGUCUCCGCAGCCACAGCUUACCAUCAAAUCGGCGAUUCUCAUCCAGAAAUGGUAUAGAAGAUGCGAGGCACGACUGGAAGCGAGGAGGCGAGCCACGUGGCAGAUAUUCACGGCGUUGGAAUAUGCAGGGGAACAAGAUCAAUUAAAACUUUAUGACUUCUUUGCUGACGUCAUUCGUGCGAUGGCCGAAGAAAACGGGAAGACCGGUGGGGAUAAUGGAAGGAAUUCCCCUUUGAUGAGCGCUUUGUCACACUAUGCGAAACCGUCGUUGAUGGAUUCAGAAGGGGAGACGGUGAAAAAGAUGUUGGAAGACACGUCACCAGUAAACGUGGAUAUUGAUAGAAAUUACAAAGGACCGACACUCACACUUCCACUGGAUAAACCACAAGUGGCCAAAAUGAUUGAGGCGUUCAAAGUGAACAAGGUGUUACAUCCGAAAUAUGUGUUGAUGAUUCUUCACGAAGCAAGGAAAAUUUUCAAGGCGAUGCCAUCUGUUUCUAGGAUAUCCACUUCGAUUUCAAAUCAGAUAACAAUAUGCGGUGAUCUGCACGGAAAGUUUGAUGAUUUGUGCAUUAUCCUCUAUAAAAAUGGUUAUCCAUCAGUGGACAAUCCAUACAUUUUCAACGGGGACUUUGUGGACAGAGGCGGACAGUCUAUCGAAGUUCUGUGUGUUCUCUUUGCACUGGUUAUAGUGGACCCAAUGUCAAUUUAUUUGAAUCGAGGAAAUCAUGAAGAUCACAUCAUGAAUUUAAGAUAUGGUUUUAUAAAAGAGUUGUCCACUAAAUAUAAGGACCUCUCCACUCCCAUCACGCGACUACUUGAAGAUGUGUUCUCCUGGUUGCCAAUUGCUACUAUUAUUGAUCGUGACAUUUUUGUGGUACAUGGAGGAAUAUCGGAUCAGACGGAUGUGGCGAAACUAGAAAAAAUUCCACGCCAUCGAUUCCAGUCAGUUUUACGACCACCUGUUAACAAGGGGAUGGAUUCAGAAAAAGAGAAUCAGGCAGUGAAUGUAGAUGAAUGGAAGCAAAUGUUGGAUAUAAUGUGGAGUGAUCCUAAACAAAACAAAGGAUGUUGGCCAAAUGUUUUCCGUGGUGGAGGUUCAUACUUUGGUGCCGAUAUCACUGCAUCGUUCCUAGAAAAACAUGGAUUCAGAUUGUUAGUGAGGUCACAUGAGUGCAAGUUUGAAGGAUAUGAAUUCUCUCAUAAUAACACGUGUCUUACUGUCUUUUCUGCCUCAAAUUACUAUGAGACUGGAAGUAACCGAGGUGCUUAUGUGAAAUUCAUUGGUAAAUCAAAACAACCUCACUUUGUACAAUACAUGGCUAGUAAAACACAUCGAAAAUCAACGCUGAGAGAAAGAUUGGGAGUUGUGGAAGAAUCGGCUGUAAAGGAGUUGAAGGAGAAGCUGAGCUCAUUUCAUACAGAACUACAUAAGGAGUUUGACAACGUGGAUUUAGAGAAAUCAGGAAAACUUCCGAUUCUGAAGUGGAGUGAAUGUGUUGAAAGAAUCACUGGACUCAACCUCCCAUGGAUCGCGUUGGCACCAAAAGUGUCAAUUCUGAGUGAAGAUGGCAAGUAUGUAAUGUACAAAGAAGAUCGAAAAAUUGCACAAGUCGGAGGGACCCACGCUCAAGAAAAGGAUAUCGUGGAGUCGUUGUAUCGGCACAAAAGCACACUGGAAACUUUGUUUAGAUUCAUGGAUAAAGACAAUUCUGGACAAGUCUCCAUGAAGGAGUUCAUUGAUGCGUGUGAGGUUCUUGGAAAGUAUACGAAACGUCCACUCCAAACGGAUUAUAUUUCUCAAAUCGCCGAGUCCAUCGACUUCAACAAAGACGGAUUCAUUGACUUGAACGAGCUACUUGAGGCAUUCAGAUUGGUCGACCGGCCACUCUUGAGAUAA